AUGGUCGCUUUCACGAUUGCCGGAGGUUUCUCUUCAACCAUAUCCACGGGCGUCGGAAACGAAGUCCUUCUUGAUGGAUCUAAUUGCGCUUUCAUCAACGUUCAAGACCCUGAUCUUCGCGCUCAGUCCAUACUGGGACCAUACCAAACACGGCAGGCAAACACUGCCAACAACUAUGCUCAGCAGUGCUAUUCAGCUAACAUGUCGGGAAUGUUUGAUUGUGGAACCUUUGUCAAGCCACGGAUCUCUAGCUAUGUGGACAACCAAACGGCCUGUCCCUUUGCCGAAGGCAUGUGUCAAAGCGAUGCGAACCUGCAGCUCGAUACUGGGUACAUUGAUAUUCACGAAACACUCGGCUUGAAUACUCCUUCCAACGAGAGGGUCAUGUUCCGCAGUGUGCUCAAGUGUGCACCUCUUGUGACUGAAGGUUACACCACAUCGGACGGGAACUACACAGUAUACAAUUACGGCCGUCACAAGGGAAAUAAUUACACAUUGAGAGCAAGAAGCUCUGAUGCCCAGUACACGACAAGUGGAAACGAGUUCAAAUUAGUUUCUCUUUUGACCUAUGUCGUCAAUGGUACUAUCUUUCCUUCGGGAGACAAUUUUACACCUAAUACUGGCCUCUCGUCACCAGAAGGCGACCUGGUGCUCACGUUCCUACUUGGGGACGGAAUCAAGUUUCUGGAGAAGGCUGACGACCCAUGGUACCGGGUGAAUACACCCGGACCAAAUAUUACCACCAAAGUUGAAUUCAUGACCUAUAAGAUGGAUGAACCCGCCUCGCCCUUGGCUUGCCUUCGACAGUACCAAUUCUGCAAUCCUGCUCUUCCAGAAGAAGGCCGCUGCGGUCCGCUGAGAGGCUUUCUCGACGCACAGUUCCAGGCCGCGCCGUUAUUCGACAUUACAUACGAUCAGAUGGUUAACAUGACAGUUGAACAGAUGGCGACCAACGAUUUCCCGCAGACGCCUGCUGCUGCGCGAUAUGCUUGGCUUUUGAUGUUCCUGGCGCUGCAGGUCCCUUCACCGGCUACCCUGGUCGAUAUACUCGGGCCGAACACGCUGACCUCCCAGCAAAGUUUGACUCGAUCCUCGGGCAUUAUCGGCAUGAUACCAAGUUACCAGUGGCAACUCGACAUUCAGAAUUUGUGGGCUAUUUACAUGGCCUCUCUGCAGGCAGGCACAGUCAACAUUGCCUAUGGUACACACAGCCCGGCGCUGAAGCCGUACGAAAUCCCGCCAUCCAAUUCCCACAUGCAGAAGCUGUGUGAAAGCCAAAAAAUACUCAGCAGCAUCUACACCUCAUUCAGUGUGUUUGGUCUAUGCAUUAUUUAUGUCAUUGGAUUUCUGAUAGUCUUAAUUUCAUACCUGCUAGAGCCUAUUCAGGCCUGGCUGUAUCGUCGACACAACCUAAAGGAGGACGCCUACCUCGAAUGGAUAGCCGACGAGACUCUUCAACUGCAGAGAAUGGCUUACCAAGGCCUCAAAUCUGGCCAUUGGUCUCGUUAUACAGACCAAAUUCCACUGACGGAAGCGGGCGAGACUCUGGCCGAUCUGGCUCGAAGCUACCCAUUGGAAGAGAGGAACAAGAAGCCCGACGUCGAGCAGGGAUAUUCGACUGAGAAGCCGGAUGGCACGACAGUUAUCACAGUGGAGGUAUCGACUUCAACGCUUGUCGAAUCGGACGCGGGUUCUACGAUACCGUGCGAUGACAAUCCCCAAGCGGACAUGCCUGGUGUGGGAGAGAGGCAGACGGCGGCGAUCGUUUCCCCCGCAAAUGUGCCGGGAGAUGACAGCUUUCAACCGCCGGCUGUCCCUGAUAUGAAAGCGAAUCCUCGACGGCCUGCAUGUGAAGCAUCUAUGGGCCUCGAAAAACCAAGAUCAUAA
Messenger RNA from Diaporthe batatas, 1887 nucleotides. RefSeq lists its product as uncharacterized. The record is from RefSeq and is a predicted model, not a curated record. The transcript is spliced from 3 exons. Lineage: Eukaryota; Fungi; Ascomycota; Sordariomycetes; Diaporthales; Diaporthaceae. The coding region runs from base 1 to 1887 and encodes 628 amino acids.